Molecule: messenger RNA, 2565 nt
Organism: Aspergillus saccharolyticus JOP 1030-1
Lineage: Eukaryota; Fungi; Ascomycota; Eurotiomycetes; Eurotiales; Aspergillaceae
Exons: 2
Coding region: 188-2416 (742 amino acids)
Source: RefSeq, a predicted model, not a curated record
CUUGCAUCUAGGGACACGCUCAAUUUUGACCUUACAAUACCUCGAUUAUUCGACGGUUGUGAGAUUCGAUUCAUCAAUAUACUUGGGCCUAUCUGGUCGCCGUCACUCACCUACCCCUGCCUAAGCUCCGCUCCUGGCAAGCAAAGCUAUCAGCUAUCUCAGGAGUACUGAGUCAGAAAGAGCUAUAAUGGGUUAUCGAACGGUUUCAUUGCAUAUCAGCGUAGCCAGGAGGUCAAGACCCUUGACUGGCACUUACCCUCUGGCUCUACUGGUCCUUCCCUCUCGACUCGCAAAAUCCUCCUCCCAGUCCCGUCAGAUAUGGGGCUGCUCCCAAAAUAACCAUAGUAAUUCGAGCUUCUACAAGAAGUACAUCCACGAGCAUCAGCGGCUAGGCGGACCUCGAAUGAGAGGCAAACCUCCCCAUCGAUUUCGCCGACUGGAUACAAUAUUUGAAUAUCAUCAACCGUGGUGGUAUCAUCCUGUUGAAUCAGAUCAGCCUUGCCAUAAGAAAAAGCACCUACACAGACACCCCGACCCGAUUGCAGACUUUUGGGACACCGAGGGGAAUCGUACUCGUCGUAUGAUCGAUCGCGUGAAGCGGGAGAUCGAAAAGGAUCCUUAUGCGGCUCUAUUUGGCAGGAGACUUGAGCCGCUAAAGACUUUAGAAAGACUCGACGACACUUUUACCUCAAUAUGUCGUUCGUUCUUUGGUCGUGGUCAUGAUUCUCCGGGCACGGCUGAUAAGCCUCUGCGUUCCGAAAAUGCCACAGCAACCCGUGAGGAUCUUUUGAAUACGACUAAGAAAUCUCGGCGAACGAAGGCGGACAAUACUAGUAUCCCAGUGGUCACUACCGCGAACAAGAAUGUAACAAGAUACGAAUUUGACCCUGUGAGUGGUCGUAUGGUCGCUAGAAAAGUCGAGAAGUCUGAUGGGUCUCAGAGACUGCAAGGCGGGAUUGAGCCAGCUGUCCCUGCGGCAAGCAUCACCUCUAUCUCUGAGACGACUGGUUAUCUGUCACCAGUACAUCGGCAAGCGGCGGAGUCUGAGGUUCAGGGAUCUCUUCCGCUGGAGAAAUUGGAUGAGAAAUUAAUGACGGACCUUGAGCCAUGGCUGAAAGUGCCGGAUGAUAAACUACAACAAAUCCCACCUAUGGCAGAUGCAGGGAUUGCGCAAACUGAUGGUUCCGACCACAGCGAACCUCCCGGUGAAGCCUCUCCUAACUCAUUGGAAUCAGCUAGUGGCCCAAUAGAAAGGGCUGCAUCAGAGUCGCCUCAACUUGAGGGCAUAUCUGAGUCUCCAGUAGACAAGUCAUCCAAGUCAUUUCUGAGACACGACGCGCAUCAAGAGGUCCCACAACAACAGUCAUACUCAGAGCAUCGCGAUUCUGCUCUGGAGGCGGGUAAUAUAGGCGUCACUGACAGGCUGGAAGUUUCGAACAUCGAAGUGAACCAGUCUAAAGACGAUCCAACAGAACUUCACGCUGCACGUCGGGAACAGGAGGACGACCUGGAGUCCUUGAGUGCAAGCAAAAUCCGUGCCUCGUAUCUGAAGAUUGAUGCCGAUCUCAACGCUCGAAUAUCCGAAGAAUCCAAUGAUUCGAAAGGCAUCGUAAACACCGAAACUAGUUGUGCUGACCAAAAUCAUGAGACCAUAAUACUCAGCAAAGAUCAUCGUCCAGAGGCGCCGGUCGAGGUUUUCUCAGUAACUUCAGAUAACUUAGGCUCAGAUAGUCCUAAGGUCAGCUCUGAAGACGCGGAUGUCUCCCUUCCAAGUGCCUCAGAAGAAGUGCAAGAGACGGCGAAGCCCCCCAGCUCGCCCUCGUCUUUUCCGCAAAACAUUCCCCACCAGGGGACUACUGCCGAAUUGUAUCGUGUGCUGGCUUUCGAUCCUAUUAGUCUCAGUAUAUCCGAAGCGGAAACAAGCUCAUCUUACCAUGUACCAGAUGAGACAGCCCAUCCCACCGAAGUUCUCAAUCGCCUGAACAAUCCCGCAAAGUUCCUACCGUAUUUUGAGAAGUUGAACAAUGAUGGGUUUGAAAUCGUCUCAGGAGGCGGUGAUGUACUCGUUUUUCGAAAAGCACGAGAUCCGGUUGGGUUUGUUGGUAAGAAAAGUAAAACCGAUGUCGGAGAUGUCACGCAGUUACCCUCCUCAUCGCCUAAUGUGCUGUACCAGGAUGAGGAUCAUGAUUUUGAACCUGGACAAUCGAAGAAUCCCACGGGUAACACCCAUGCGAGCGCUUCGCAACGAAACAAAUCCUCCAGAAUCGUCCGGAAAAUGCUUCUGGGAGGCGUGGCUACCGCCGGAACGUGCUACGCAAUAGGCGUUGUCACUUCAUAUUUCCGGACCGGUGGAGAGGACGGGCGUGGAAUUGAUGGUUUUACUGCAUUUGAGUCCGAACGGCGCCAUCUCAAUUAAUCCCCAGUCCGUGUCUACUUGAUUCAUCUACUUGAUUCUGGAACCAGUCGGGGUGAGCAUAUGUGAUUUCAAAUUGAGCUAAUCACUCCUCAAUGUAGAAUACAAAUUGUUUCUGCUUCAAACCCUCGUCAAGCCCGAUUUACCCCGCU